ACAAUGUCCUCUUGCGGGAACUUUACCAAACUACUUGUGAUACUUGCGGUGUUCCUUUCUUCGACAAGUAUCGCAAAACUCGUACCCGUAAUUGAGCGCAUCGAUUCGACAUUUAAUGCACAACUAUCGAACAGCAGCAUCACGGUGCUGACGGAAGGUCCCCAAGGCCGACGACGCAUUCCCGAGUUUACGGUGUCGAUCCAAAACUAUCACUCCGUCUCCGAAGCUUGGCUGAAUGGAAAACUUACCAUCAGCACUAAGAAUGGACGCAUCAGCCAACCCAUCAUAGACACCACGGUAAGCUUCUGCGAUCUGUUGCAAAAUCCACAAAAGUAUCAUGUAAUGUCGCUGAUCUACUUCGAGAUCCGGCGCUACGGGCGCGCACCCGACCGCUGUCCGAUCGCUCCCGGUCUGUACGUGUACCCCAACGUAUCGCUCAAAAGAACGCAAAUACCGUCCUUUCUAUUGGAGUCGAACUUUGUGGUCGAGGUGAGCGGGACUACCGGUUCGGCAAGAAACCAGUUUGUCAACGUGAAAGCGUACGGGUCGCUGAAGCGCUUUUAAGCAAACCAGCAAACGAACAAUAAAUGAAUACAUAUAUGCUUGGAAAUACUACUUACUAACGUAUGUAACACGAUAGUAGCUUUAUUCAUAUAGUACCAUCAGAUUGCAAUAGAGGGCCCACUG
Molecule: messenger RNA, 687 nt
Organism: Anopheles merus
Lineage: Eukaryota; Metazoa; Arthropoda; Insecta; Diptera; Culicidae
Exons: 2
Coding region: 4-564 (186 amino acids)
Source: RefSeq, a predicted model, not a curated record